AUGAGAUCUGAGCUUCUUAUUUCGGUAGCUCAACUUCCAACCAUCCGAGAAGACACAGAGGCAAAUUCCCAGUGUGGGGCAAAUGGAACCGAUAUGCAUACAGCUAAUGGGCUAGAGGAGUAUGUAAAAUCAAUUCAAACGCUGGCCCAGCCAAGUUCAAUAACACAUUCAGAACAGCAAGGCCAGGUUAAGAGCCUGCGACAUACCAGAGUACGUUACAGGUUAUCAAGGGGCAGUGAAGGGAAAGUUCUAUCCGCAUCACAGGACAGCACACGCUGUGCCAACAUACUAUCCCUGCAAAUGAACACGGACCCACUAGCCUGGCUAUACAGACAAAGCGGGAAGGAAAAUCUAGAUUGUGUUGAACCAUCUGAAACAAGCCGUGUAAGCCUGCAAUCAGCCAUUCCCAUAAGCCUAUAUAAAGCAUCGGUGUCCUCUUCUAGGAGACAACUGUGCAUCAAAGACCAGGGCAGUGAGAUACAGAGGCCACAGGAAAAACGAAGCAGGUCUCAGCGCAUCUCAAAGAAAUGCAGAGGACGUGGGCCAAUCAGCAGACUUCAAAAUCCACAGCUUCCUGUUAUAUACGAGUUAUGAUAUUCCAUUGACUUCGAUAUCUAAUGUGCAAUGUUAAAUUAUUUAUUUAUCAGACUUUCUCUACCUUAGAGAGUGGCA
This is a messenger RNA of Pelobates fuscus (common spadefoot toad), 672 nucleotides long. RefSeq names its product DEPP autophagy regulator 1 (gene DEPP1). Gene Ontology annotation, cellular component: mitochondrion. The record is from RefSeq and is a predicted model, not a curated record. The coding region runs from base 1 to 594 and encodes 197 amino acids. Gene Ontology annotation, biological process: regulation of autophagy. The transcript has a single exon. Lineage: Eukaryota; Metazoa; Chordata; Amphibia; Anura; Pelobatidae.